AUGGGGGGUUCACUAAGCAGGAUUAUCCUUCACUCGGAAAACUCAGUAAAUACUUGUGAUGACCCAACAUACAAAGAACAGUUUCUUGGGACGUGUGCCUCUGAUAUCAUCAACAACUAUCCUCUACUAUUCAACGCUGAUAGGAGCCGAAUGGUUGAAAAAACAGAUGAGAAACGUUGCUUCAUCUUGCCAUUACAUUUGUUGAAAUUGGUAAUGGGAGACAGAGGUGACAGAAUGCUCCAAAUAAGCAAGGAAUCAAAUUCACAAAUUGAAGUGAGGUUGAUGAACGACAAGCCACAUGAAUGCAUUGUAGUCAUCACCGGCUCCCCGAAAGAGGCAUCCAAUGCAAGGCAUCUCAUCAGCAUGUGGAGAAGCAAGAGUAGUGCUGACGUCGCAUAUUUAUCAAUUUUUAUGCAUAAAACUGUUAACCACGGUUGUGGAUGA
Molecule: messenger RNA, 444 nt
Organism: Helobdella robusta
Lineage: Eukaryota; Metazoa; Annelida; Clitellata; Rhynchobdellida; Glossiphoniidae
Exons: 5
Coding region: 1-444 (147 amino acids)
Molecular function (GO): RNA binding
Source: RefSeq, a predicted model, not a curated record